This is a messenger RNA of Rattus norvegicus (Norway rat), 4739 nucleotides long. Lineage: Eukaryota; Metazoa; Chordata; Mammalia; Rodentia; Muridae. The record is from RefSeq and is a predicted model, not a curated record.
UUGAGUAUUUUAACAAAUUAACUUGAGAGAGAUUUAUAGAAAUAUUUGGACUUAGGCUUAUUGUUACUCAUUUUUCAUUUAAAAAUUUUUCAAUCUGGUAAUCACCUAAUAAUUGUGAAUUUUGAAGUGAAUGUGUGAGGUGUCUUCUAAAAUUAAAUUUAAUUAGGGGUUUUGGUGUGUGUGUGUGUUUGUGUGUGUGUGUAAUAUAAUUUAUAGUAUGUGUGCCUUCCUUUUAUUUUCACUCCUGUGGUGCAGGGAGUCAUAUCCAGACUGUUAAUCAGCUCUGAGCAAGUUGAUCAGUGUUAAGCAAGUUCUCAGUCACUGAAGCAUGUCCCUAGCUGAUAUGUUUGCUUUUGAAAAUGUUAAAAAAUUGCUACAGAGUAUACUAGGAGAAAAACACUAGUAAGUAUUUUUUUUAGGCAAGAAAGAAUGAACCAGAAUCAAAAAUAAAGGAAAAAUUUAUUAAGUAAAUGUACUUGGAAAACAUAAUUUUACUGUGGAUUGUACUUUUUCUUUUAAUAAGCCGAAACAUUUUGAUGGCAAUAAAUAUUAACUAUUCCUUAGAGCUAAUAUUUAAGUUAAACAUAAUAUUCACUAAACUUUAGUAGUUACAACAUGAAUAGUGUCUUUAAUUUCAUCUAGAAGUCGAGGCUGGGUCUGAGGACUGACUGGUAGACUGCACAGCUGUAUUGGUCUGAUUUCCAAAAUAUGUUACAUAAUGGUAGGAGACAGAAAACUCAGAUAAAAGCAUAAAUGAACUUGAUGAUAAGUUAAAAAACUCUCUCAGUGAAACACCGCGGCUGCAAGGAUUUCAGUACAGCUCUUUCAGAAAAGUUAUGUGUACAUUAAAGGCAGAAUGGUUACAGUUUCUGGAAUAUCAGAAUUAGGUCUGUAGACAAAAUGAGAUCAUUGGAAGGAUAAAAAGAGGUGACUAGUUAAAGUUGGUUGCUGAAGUAAUAGUCAAGAAUAACUGACAGCAAAUACUCUGGAUUUUUAGAAUUUAUUAGAAGAAAGGCAUUAUUUCCACUGCUAAUCAAGCCAAUGAGGAGAGGUUAAAAGGUUUUAAAAAUUAGCAGACUUUUAAAAAAGAUCGACUUCGACUAGAAAUGAUAAGAUUUUCUGGCAAUAAAGUUUUUAUUCACUGAGUGUAUAGUGACUAGUGACAACCCUGAAACUGUAAGCAUCCUUUGAGACCAUUCAUCAUUCUCCUGCGUCCAAAUAACUCAAUACACAGUGAUGGAUUAUGCUUCUUGAGUUGACAGCAGAAUUUCUGGAGAAUGUAAGGAACACACGAGGUUUUCAGUUUUCUUGCCAGUAGCUUUAUAGCUUUACUUUGUGAUCUAUAAUUUAUAAAUAUCACUUGAAAACUGCUUUUUUUUUAAUUGAGACGCUUUUUGUUACAGAAUUGUCAACUGUUAAAUAACUGAAAUUCUUUUGCACUUUGUGAUGUUUCUGUGUUCUAUGGAGAAAGCUAGAAUACUAUACUCCCAAAUACGUCCCUUAAAUUUGAAUACUGUAAGAAGCAGCAGAGUCAGGAUAGCUCCAUGAGGAUAGAGGAGAUGGCUUAGCUAGUUGGCAAAGUGCCUGCAUUGGAAGCAAAAGGACCCCAGUGUGGAUCUCCAGAACAUGUGAAAUCCUGAUUAGGCAGUGUGUCCCUGUUGCUGGAAAGGUGGAAAUAGGUGAUUCCUGGGACUUGCUGGCCAGUGUCUCAUCAUUUGUUUAAGACUUAAUCUUCGUUGAAGGUUCUAUGUACGUCAGAGGUCUAAGCCAUGAUUUCAGUUGGAGCUUCUUUCAUUGGAGCUUCUCCUGUGCGAAGUGUACUAUGCAUUAAUAAACUUGCUUUACUCUUGUUAGCUUGUCUUUGGUUACCUGUAUUUCUCCCAGGAAUUAAUUUAUGAGGUUUAGAGAGAUUGUAUUUGCUCCCUGACAGACAUAUGUGUUUAAUUAAAAUUAUAGAGGAGAAUUGAUAAUUAUAAAAUUAUAAAGUGACUGAUGAGGUCAGUAAGCAUUGCAGGAACUCCAUCUUCCACCCUCCAUUCCUUGGGGUCUCUGCCCCUUGGUGCUGGCCCAUGGCAUUCUUACCUCUUCCAUCUGACCGUCAGCUUUCUUUCUCUUUCCCAUCUCCACUGCUUCGUGUCAGCUACAAAUCUUCAGAAACUUUCUUCCAGGGACCCCCUCAAUGGUUACAUUGUGCUGGGAUUCAGGUAGUCUUCACUGUUUUUCCUUGUCUCCAUUCUGAUCUCUCCAAACGUACUCCCCACCAAAGGAGCUUGUCUUCCCAUGCCACCUCCAUUCUUUGAGGUCUCCACCUCUUGGUGUAGACCCAGGGUCCCCUAAGCACUGAUCCUCUCAGCCUUCCCUUCUAACUCAUCUCCAUUUUUGUGUCACCCUCAGCUUGCAGAAGCACUCUUUGCUGUACUAGCCUAGCCAGAGCCACCAUACUAGCCUAGGAUCUAUAGUGGACAGCAGCUAUUAAAGAAUGGAACACCCACCCAGCAAAGACAAGACCAGAUGAUUUAGAUACUUACAGCUCUGGAGAUAAAGUUGGCUCAUCGCCAAGAUACUACUCUGAUGAAAGGAAGCAUCCCAUAACAUCUCUCUGCAGUUCCUUCAAACAUUUAAAUGCGAACUGAUGAUGAACUGGAUUCUUUUCAUGAUUUAAAGAAAUGGGAAACAGAAAAAGAAUUAAUCGAAGAUGAUCAUAGAGAUGGUGGCUCCAAAAUAACAAAGCAUUCCUUCAAAGAAAUGGAAAACGAUGCCCCGCCAACUAACAUGGCCUCCUCAAGACUCCAGACUGAGUGUUGCAGUGGUUCCGUUGACACGCCUCCAAAGCACGCCGUUUACCCAAGACCCAGAGGGUCAAAGAAACAGGGUUUGCUUCCACAUCAAAUAAAUCAAAUAUAUGAUGAAUUAUUUCAUAUACAUAUGAAACUGCAGAAUGAAACUGCAGCACAGCAGAAAUUCGCUGAAGAACUUCAAAAACGAGAACAGUUUUUAGCAGAACGAGAACAGCUACUUUUCAGACAUGAAACUGCCUUGAGCAAAAUUAAAGGUGUUAAAGAAGAGGUUCUGACAAGAUUUCAAAUUUUAAAGGAGCAACACAGUACAGAAAUUGAACACUUAACAGAAACUCUUAAGGAAAAGAAUAAAGAGAACAAGAGAAUGAGGUCCUCCUUUGAUACCCUGAGAGAGCUGAAUGAUAACUUAAGAAAACAGCUAAAUGAAGUAAGCGAGGAAAACAAGAAGAUGGAGAUUCAGGCUAAAAGGGUGCAAGCUCGUCUAGAUAACUUACAGAGGAAGUAUGAGUUUAUGACAGUACAGAGACUGAAAGGAGAUUCCCAUGCUGCUCACGAAGUGAAAAGUUCAAAACAAGAAAAAGUACCAGCUUCAAAACCUUUCAAGGCAGCACUCAAUGGACAAGUGUAUGAGCUGAUAGCUGUUUUCAUGGACUGGAUAUCAGACUGCCAUCUUAGCAAAGUGGAGCCUGAGGAACCUGGUGUAGACGGUGAAAAGCCACCAGCCAAGCCUUCCCAAAGAAGUGACAUUCAAGAGAAAUGUGUAAAGCUUUUGCCUAUGAUGACAGAGCAGCUCCAGUGGAUGCCGUUGGUGAACACCAAACUGCAUGAGCCUUUUGUACGGUUUAUCUACUGGUCUCUGAGGCAGCUGGAUGCUGGCACGCAGCAUUCAACUAUGACGUCAACGUUGAGGAGAUUGGGGGAAGACAUCUUUAAAGGAGUUACAAUGAAAGGAACUCAGGAUAAUUCUUUAGAACAUUCUGUAGAGAACAAAGCAAAGACAGCAGCGUUCUUCAAGAGCUCCAGCUUGUCACUGAGAUUCUUAUCAACCUUAAUUGUCCUCAAAACAGUCACUCAAGCUGACUACCUGGCUCAAGCGUUUGACUCCCUUUGUUUGGACUUGAAGACAGAUGAAGGAAAAACCUUAUUUUUGGAGUACCAAGCCGUUCCGGUAAUCCUGAGACACCUGAGAAUAUCCAGUAAAGGGCUCUUGUCCAACGUCAUCGACAGCCUGCUUCAGAUGACAGUAGAGUCAAAGUCCCUGCAGCCUUUCCUGGAAGCCUGUAGCAACUCUCUGUUUUUUCGUACUUGUUCUGUGCUGCUGCGAACCCCUAAACUUGAUCUUCACAUCCUAGAAAAGCUCAGCAUUAUCCUACAGAAGCUUUCCAAAAUCAAGAGUAACAAGAAACUCUUUGAAGUUUUCACCAUUCACCUAAUGCUUCAGGAAAUACAAAGGACAACACAUCCAGAGCACGCCUUUCUCUGUAUUAACCUCAAUUCAACUCUGUUCAAUCUGGGUUUGACAAAAUGUAACUCCCUGGUCUCCAGUAUAGGCCAUUAGAGUGUGUGUGUGUGUGUGUGUGUGUGUGUGUGUGUGUGUGUGUGUGUGUGUGUUCUUUAUUUGUAAAAGUGGAAAAAUCACCAAAGUACAAUUCCACAGAGUAAAAUUAUCACCAGCAUCAUUUAUCAUGAAAGAUACCUAGAAAGAUUUUUCAGCUUUGUAAAGGAGACCCAAAAGGUAUGGAUGUUUUAAAUGUUUCAGUUGAAGGUAAUACUAAUGUACAAGGUGGCUUUUUCAGAAUUCAAGGCAUCAGGGUCAGCAUGCAAGGCAACAGGGUUAUAUUUUAUAAAAAAAUUUAGGAAAAGUCUUUCUUGAAAUUAUGUGAAUAUUUGGAAUAUAAUUUGUCCUUAUGUGGAAAUAAACUGUUAUCAUUUUUCCCUUAA